Molecule: messenger RNA, 5513 nt
Organism: Frieseomelitta varia
Lineage: Eukaryota; Metazoa; Arthropoda; Insecta; Hymenoptera; Apidae
Exons: 13
Coding region: 1215-4880 (1221 amino acids)
Molecular function (GO): 3',5'-cyclic-AMP phosphodiesterase activity
Source: RefSeq, a predicted model, not a curated record
GUCAUAGACGGUUCGCGGGACACGGGGCAGGGGAUUGCGUUAAAAUUCCGAAAGCUACGUUGCCACGUGACAGAGGCACAUGUUACUAUGUUAUCCGUUUGAAAUCGAAAUUAACGUUCGCCGCCGUUUCCUGCCAGGAGAAUGAUACGACGCCGUCGUUGGAAUCGCCGCGUGUGUACCAAAUCGGUUUGGUGACUUGGUUGGUGUGUGCGUUCGUCGGACGUAUUUUUCAUGUGCUUUCUUUCUCGGUACCUCGGCCACGGUGCUCCGCUCUAGGACCACGAUGUAUCGUUAGACGCUAUCGUGCUCGUAACUUGACGGCAAUCGAUAGUUUCCUCUGAGGAAAGGAAGGAGAGAGCCACAGCUCCUCCCUCUCGGGUUCCGUGGAGACUCGUUUCCGAUGUACUUUCCUGGUGGUGCAGAGGAUAUGCGGUACCGGCAGAUCGUCGUCGAAAGGGACGAGGGUUGCCCGAGCGGCGUACAACGUAAAAUCGAUCUAAUGUACGCGACCACGCGAUCAGUCGCCGAUCUCCUUCGGAUCACGAUAAAACUGGAUCACUGUUUCACCUGAGAUGAAUUUACGCUUGAAAGAUAAUCGGGAGAUAUACCUGGACCAACUGACUGAAAGUAGACCGUAGAAACGUCAAGAUAAAACGAUCAGAUAAUCGACACGGUGAGGAAGUUCAAAGUUGUGAGGAGAGGAUAAAAAUUGAAUUCGUUGGAGAAAAGUGCGAAAUAGUGGGAAGCUGAUGUGUAGCACGAUGGGUCAGAGAGAAACUGGAAAGAAGAAGUCGCUGCUUUAGAAGAAGCGACGGGGUUACUCGGAAAAUAAGAAAUAAGAAAUUGCUUGUGAAAUUAAAAGUCCAAGCUUCAGAAACAGCGUGGAGGAAGGCUCAGGAAUAUAAUCGGAAUUGAAGAAAGAAUUGAGAGUGAAUUGUCUGUAAAAUAUCAAGCGUAUAAAAGCCAAACUAGUAAAACUAAACGAGUGAAGCAAUAACUGAAAGAAUAACAAGGUCGAAGCAUUCGAAAUAAAAAAAAAAAAAAAAAAUUCAAAAAAUUAAAAAAAAAAAAAAAAAAAAAAAAAAAAACGGUGGAGAACAAAGAAGACAGAAAAGCUGGCGUCGCAAGUACGUGAGGGUGGCUCUCGCGGGACUCGGACCCGUCGACGGACCACCAAUGGCGGCUCGUUGUCCAGCCGAGGAAGCGCGACGGGCAUGCAAUGCGGUCUGUGCGCUGUCGUCGCGGGACUUUUCCGCCGAGCGAUGUGCAUCGCGGGCAGCAGACGGGGCUCUGGUGAAUCCUGUUAUCAGGAGCUUACCGAUCCUGAGGGGCGACGACAUUCCCAGCUCGCACCAAUCGAAACCGGUCUAACGGCGGCUGAGAUCGCGGAACACGUGAUAGAGGCUGUCGAGGCCGUAGAAGAGAGGAGAAGUGCAGAGAUAACGGUGGACAGUGGAGAACAGAAUGCUGUAUUUGUCCGCAUUUCCGAAAGCGCUGCAUUGCCAACAUCCGGCGUAUCGGCAACUUUAGCGGAAGUUCGCAAUGAAGCGAAGACAGACGCGGCAUUCAGACGCAUGUCGGAAAUAGACCGAAUCCUGCUUGAGAGUUUGGAUAUCGGUCGUUCCAGGCCCAGGCCCACCGGUCGAUUCCUAACGAUGCACAAGAGACGCCGUAAGAGGCUUACCACAAGAUCCUUAACCGAAGAACCUGGUAUACUGGACGAUAUUUUCCAUGGCCUGGUUCAGUGUGUGUUACAAAAGGCUGGAAAUUGGAGAUUUAACGCUUUCACGCUGGAAACAGUGACGGGAGGACGUUCGCUGCCGGUACUAUGCGUCCACCUUUUUCACUGGUAUGGGCUUCUACAACACUUCAACCUGGACGUGGUAACUGUGUGGAAAUUAUUUGCCUUCAUCGAGGAGGGUUAUCACAGCACAAAUCCUUACCACAACAGUAUACACGCGACCGACGUAACUCAGGCGAUGCAUUGCUUCUUGCAAGAGGAAAAAAUUAGGACGCACUUAACCAACUUGGAGAUUAUGGCAUCGCUGAUUGCCGCGGUGACGCACGAUCUGGAUCAUCCAGGCGUCAAUCAACCAUUUCUAGUUGCCACGAGCAAUCAUUUGGCUGCUCUUUAUCAAAACACGUCAGUUCUUGAGAAUCAUCAUUGGAGAUCAGCGAUAGGAUGCCUUCUGGAGAGUGGAGUUUCCGAUCAGUUACCAGCGAAUGUGAGGCCAGAACUUCAACGGCACAUCAGCUCGUUGAUUUUAGCCACAGAUAUUACCAGACAACAAGAAUUUCUCAUUCGAUUCAAGCACUACUUGGACGAAAACCUGUUGGAAAUGAGGCGCGCAGAUGAUCGACAUUUCAUUCUACAAAUAGCCCUGAAAUGCGCCGAUAUAUCGAACCCAUGCAGACCUUGGGACAUCUCGCAGAAGUGGUCGCACAAAGUAUGCGAAGAAUUCUUUCGUCAAGGCGAUUACGAACGUCGUCUGAACCUUCCGGUGACACCAUUAUGCGAUCGGCAUACCACUAGCAUACCAAAGAUACAGGCUGGAUUCUUUAAAUUCGUCGUAUCGCCUCUGUACGAAGAAUGGCAUCGUUUUUUGGGCGAUGGUCUUAGUGUAUCGUUAAUGGAACACCUUCGAGCAAAUCAGAAGAAAUGGGAGACUUUAAUUCUCCAAGAAACGGCGAAGGAAACAGAAACGGAGAUCUCAGAACUCGACGAAAUAGAAGACGCGGUCAGUUCUGUGGACGAUCCAACUGCAGAAGAAGAUACGGAGAAUAUCAGUUUGCUUAUACCAGCUGCGUAUGUCCAAUCCUCUAAAAUGCAGAGUCUACCAGCGCGAGUUGGCCUGGAACACGUUGGAAGACGCCAUUCUGUACCAUUGAGUAUCACGAAACCUUUAACUCUUCUUCCACGAAGUAACGUUAGGCGUGAAAGUUUACCGAGUGAACAGAGCAAAUCGAGAAAUCUUUUGUGGAGACUGGACGAUCAGUCCAGUUUUCUAGAUCCAAGUUCGUUGUCGUUACUGUCGUCCAAAACCAGUAUACCGGAACUUUCCCCGAGUGCCAAUAACACAGGAGAGAGACCAGUCAGUGCUGAAAGUCUUCUGCCAGAAACCAGCAUAGCUAGUAUCACCAAUAGCACUGAGGCAACGAGGUUAAGCACGGUAUUACAAUCGGAUGCUCAAAAGCCAAGUACGCAGACAAAACAGCUAACGAGGCAACAAACUUUCCCUCCAUUACAACCUUAUGUUAGAACAAGGUAUCUAUCCGCGACCGCGGAGAUGUCGCAAUGUUACUCACAAAUCUUAAUAGAGACAGAGAGCUCGGCUUCUUCCUCAUGUUCGGUAAAAGAGAAAUCGUGCUCGGAUGGCCGUUGCGGUACUCCUCCAACAAAGGAGAUAGACUCUAGUAACGUUCAAUUGUCAAAAGACAUAGAUAUACUAAAUAAAAGACGAGCUUCUGCAAUUUCGGAAACAUUUAGGCAGAAAACAGAACCAAUAUCGGCUGUCGAAUAUCCACGACGUCAUUCGGUCCAAACGAUCCGUAUUGAAGAUUUCAGCUUUAAAAAUCGUUAUAAGCGACCAACUUCUGCUCAAGGAACGGAUUCUACGCAUAUCUUCUACGCGCCGUUAACUGGUUCACAUUCCGAUAAAGAUGGUCAUAGUAUUGAAGAGGAAUCCAAGUUGGAUGUUACUUCCAUCUCGAAAACGAAAUUGGAGAGUGAAAAGUCGAUAAGCGAGGAACAACGGACUACGACGGUAACGUUAUUAAACAAAUCGGAACAGUGUGGUUCAAUAACCGUUGCUACAAAACCAAAGUGUACCAACUCCGAAUUACGAAGAUACUCAACUCCUGUGCCAGAAACUAAGACAAUAACGACUGAUACCGGUGGUAGACGAUUUACCGCGAUACCAGUGUCCUCCGAACUUAGUACACAUAAAGUGUUCUUUAUUGGUAGCCCACCAGACUCACCGCCCUUUAUUCAGAGCGUGUCCUCAUCAAGCGAUAGUAGUAGCGAUUCGCGAAGAGGAGAUAUGAAUAACGAGAUUGUUUCUACUAGUAAUAAGCGAGACUCUGAUCCAAUAAAAGAAAGAAAUUCGAAGGUAGCCAAACUAAGUAUGGAUAUGCAGAUGAAGGAAAAUGUUGAUCCCCGAGCGAUGGAAGAUACAAAAGGAAUUGCUUUAUCUAGGAAGGGAAGUCAGUCAUGGACUAGACGACGUGGAUCCGCUCCAGUUGGUCUUCUAUCUAGAUUGGAUGACAUCGCAGUACCAUCUAUAACAACCAGAGUUGAUCACACUUCCAGACGUGGUUCUGUACCAAAUGACAUUACUAGACAACAAGGUGGCGGUUUUAAUAGAUUAGCCUUGGGACCUCGAGAGGGUAAUGUUGCAGCACCUCGAAGAGCAAGUCUUCCACAAGAAACUGCUCUUGGAAAUCUUCUUGGCAAUAUUUUGUCUUUAACUAAUGAACGAGAGAACCUCCCAAUAAAUAAUAAUAAUAAUAACAAUAAUACCGGAAGUAGCAACAAUAACGGAAUAACAAGAAUAGUUGAUAGCAUCGGCCCUGGCAUGCCAUCUCCGCGGCGAGGUUCAGUGCCGGCAGACAUAUCUGAAUUACGCCGUGAUAUGUUCAAUAGGAGUAGUAUAAAUGGUAAGCCUCGUAAUCGGAAAAAGAUAUUGAGGAGAAGGAGUUCUGGAGGACCAGAAAUGUUUUCUGGAGGAUCCACAGAUGGAAACGAUAAUGGCACAUGGCUUAAAUGGAAGAGGGAACUAGGAAAAAAGGACUCAAUUCCUGAACCGCUCGUCAAACGAAGAGGUUCCUUGCCCAUAGAGAUGGUGGCCAUUUCUCAUGCUGGUCGGUACAAUCAUAGAUAAAGGAGGAUGUCGUUAAACACAAGCCGGAUCGGGAUCAGCAGCACGAAGAUCCAGUUUAUGGAGGCUUUAGCAUGCAAUAGAAACAAGUGGACCGUCCGUGUUAUCAGCGGUUGAUAUCAGAUCAUCGAAUACUACCGUACUGACAGUCUUUCCUUACAAUGUUAGCAGCAACAGCGAUGAUUGACUUUCUGGAUUGCCAAAACUGGAACUCUUCUAACCAACUAUAAUUGUGGGCAAGUGAAUUUUGUAAAAUUAAUCGAAAUUUCUGUAGUAAUGUUCGCAAUAAGGAAAUGAAGAAAAAUUUUCAGGACGAAAUUAAACGAUCACUAAUAAUAAUUUUAUUGCCAUUAUUGCAAAUAUUAUACGAAUUAACAUCUAGAAAAGAAAGUGAAACAAUCUACUUUAAAGAAAAAUAGUAUAUGUAUAACUUUGAACAUAUACUAUAAUGUAUCUAUAUUAAUGUAGAAUACAAAUUCAAGAUUGGCAGUUUGUUAACAUGAAAUUUUGCGACAGGGUUACAAUAGCGAAAGAAAAAAAUGAAAAGUAUGAAUUCUAAAUUCUUCCCCGCAAUUAGUGCGCCCACGUGGAAGAAAUAAAAGUAUGUACGCAUAUUAGUUACGUGAGCUCUAUAUU